UAAAGAGUCUGGCAAAAACUGCAAGAGAACCAAAAUCCGAGAAUAUUACCUAUACAAAACAUGUACUAAGCAAAAUUUCGCUUUACCUGGAACCUGGGAAAAUGUAAGGACAAAAGCGUCAUUGUAUUAUAAUUGUGAUCAACUUCGAAAGAUACGAAUGCUAAGAGGAAAGUGACGUCACUGAUAUGUUUUCCUUUUCUCUUUUGCCACAUUCUGAUGGAAGGUACUUGCUACUUGGCGCACCGGGAUCUGGCAAGACGUCUCUCCUCAAGGCUAUUGCUGGUCGUCUUUAUCACAAGGGAAAAGAAGAGUUGAAAGGGAGUGUUACGUACAAUGGGAUGGAACUUUAUGAUAGCAAAGGGUUCUACAACAGACCUGGUAUUCACUACGAGAAUGCAAUCUCCAUUAUAGAUCAAUUGGACCGCCAUGCUCCUAGGUAUACUGUUGAAGAAACAUUUAAUUUUGGAUUUCGGUGCAAACGUCGCAAUGGUACUCACAUUGAUUUUCGAUUCCAGGAGGACACUCAUGAAAAUCGAGAGCUCGCCAAGAGGGCCGACAACAAAAAUCUCUUAGUCGAUACUUACAUCAAGUUACUUGGAAUAGAUCACGUUAGAGACACUUUUGUUGGGAACGACGAGAUUCGAGGUGUAAGUGGGGGCCAGCGUCGCCGUGUGACAAUAGGAGAGAUGUUGAUGAACAAUACACCAAUUAUAUGCGGUGAUGAGAUCUCAAACGGACUCGACGCUGGAUCCACAUUUGAAAUCAUUACAGCGAUGAGUUACAUUGGCAAGAUCAGAGAAAAACUACAAGUGAUCUCGCUGCUUCAACCCAGUCCCGAAACAGUGUCGUUGUUUGAUGAGGUUAUUUUAUUGGGGGAAGGAAAAAUCUUGUACGCGGGAUCUAUAUUACGAGUAGAAAGUUAUUUUGCUUCUCUCGGGUAUGUGGCUCCAGUGCAUAUGGAUGUUGGGGAUUUCCUUCAACUUAUUUCCACACCUGACGGAGCAGAUUUGUACAACCCUCCACCAGCUAUUGCUGAAGUUCGACCGAAUGCCUUCACUCUCGACGAGCUGGCUGAGGAAUUCCGAAAGAGUCGGUUGGGAGAACGGAUCAAUAUGCACCUCCAAGAACCAAGCAAUUAUGUUUGGGGUAGUUCCCGUAGGAAUGAACAUCAAUCGACGAAGGACAUGGAUGACAAGGAAUAUUUAGAUGACCGGAAAUACGUUGCAAAAUAUCAGAACAGUUUCGCCGUUUGUUUUUGGCUGAAUUUGAAACGCCAAUUAACACUAUGGAGACGCGACAAACGUGUAUUGAUUGCAAAUGCUGUGAAGAACUCCAUCAUGGGUGUAAGCGUUGGAGGUGUAUUUUAUCAAACAGAUGAUGUUAUAUCGAUCUUAGGAGUUCUCUUUCAGGGUAUGCUAUUUGUGAUGCUUGGGGGCAUGGUUACAGCCCCAUCCUUUGUGAGCGAACGGCUCAUAUACUACAAACAGAAUGAUGCAAAUUAUUAUGGUGCCUUCUCUUUCGUUUUUGCCAAGGCAGUGUCAAAAUUACCGCAAGUGAGUAGCGUGUUGCAAUCCUAUCAAUUCUCAGACUCUUGUUAUUUCUUACGUUUCUCGUCUUCUACCUUUUCGAUUUAGACGACUUUGGAUUGCACAAUUUUUGGCACAAUACUGUAUUACAUGGUUGGACUUGCACCGCAACCUGAGUAUUUUUUCGUGUUUUUUGGAAUUGUUCUUGUAUUCAACAUUCUGAUGUCCGAGCUCCUAUUCAUCUUUUCGACGUUUGCCUCAACUAGUUCGAUGGUGCAAACAGCAAGCGCAUGUAUCGUCUUCAUUUUCAUGCUCUUUUGCGGCUUCUUCAUACCUCCCACCACAAUUCCAUCCUACUUUCAAUGGCUUUAUUGGUAUAACCCUCUUGCAUGGGCAUAUCGUGCACUAAUUAUAAACGCAUUCCGGAAUGGGGAUUACAUGGAGGAAGAGGCAGAUGCGAUCCUUAAACGCACCGGAUUUGUUUAUGCUGACAACAAACCGUUUGAUAGAGAUUGGAUCACUUGGGCAUACAUUUUCAUGUGUGGACAUAUUUUACUGUCUGUAGUGACAUCAGCGAUAAUCCUAUCAUCAGUUAGGGUUCAUAAAAAGCCUCCGCCAUCUUUUGAGUCAAUCGAAAUGAAAGAUACGGACCUCAGCAAACAAUCACAGAACGAGGAAACCAGCAAUAGCCAGGACGUGAGUAUUCCAUUCAAGCCAAUCACCCUCAGCUUCGAGAACAUUUGUUACGACGUGAAGGCUUCGACUGGUGACGAAGAUAUUCGUUUACUUCAUAACAUCAAUGGCCACUUUAGGGCUGGUCGGAUGUGUGCACUGAUGGGUGAAAGCGGUGCAGGAAAGACAACUUUGAUGGAUGUGAUUGCCUUGAGGAAAAACUCGGGUACUGUUGCUGGAGACAUACGUAUCAAUGGAUUUCCACAAGAGCAGUCUUCAUUCCGUAGAUGUUCAGGCUAUGUAGAGCAGUUUGAUAUUCAAUCACCACAGCUCACUGUAAGAGAAACUGUGAUAUUUUCUGGACUUUUGAGAUUGGAUUCCACCAAAGUGAAGACAAAUAAAGAGAAGGAACAGUUUUGCGACACGGUUAUAAAGAUACUUGAACUCACGCCACUAGCACAUUGCCUGGUAGGGAGCGACGAAGAAGGGGGUCUUAGCUUUGAACAAAAGAAGCGACUUUCAAUUGCAGUAGAGCUUGCUGCAUCUCCUUCAAUUCUGUUUUUGGACGAGGUGAGAAAAAAUUGGCUUCGUGCAUUUUUUGUCAAAGGCAGCUCUUUUCUGCUUGUUCGCAAGAUAACUAACAACGACCAUUUCUCCACUUUUUUCCCUUGUCGUACAUAUCGCAUAGCCAACAACUGGUCUUGACGCAAGAAGUGCCUCACUUGUCGUAAAAUUACUUCGAAAAAUCGCCGACCAAGGCAGGACUAUAUGCGCAACAAUCCAUCAACCCUCGUCUGCGGUUUUUGAAUUAUUUGUAAGUAUAGCUGUUUCAACUAAAACAAUCAGAUAGGUGGCAUGCACUCACUUCUUCUAUCAUUGCGUGUUUGCAGGACGAUCUCUUGCUGCUAAAGAAAGGAGGGCGCUCGGUAUACUUUGGAGAACUUGGAUUUCAAAGUAGAACUCUUAUAAAGUAUUUCGAAGCGUACGGAGCAACAAAAAUAAAGCCUGGAGACAAUCCUGCCAAUUGGAUGUUAAGAGUCUUACCAGAAUGCGACGAAGACUUUGCAGAUGUAUAUAUUCAGACUUCAGAAUAUUCCAAGCUUACAAAUGAAAUUGCUGCUGCCAAAGUAGAUCCCCCGAAGGAACUCAAGGUUGCUUAUUUGACAGAGUUUGCAGUACCUCGUUCUGAACGCCAAAAAUUGGCCAAUAAGCGGCUCCGAACGAUAUACUGGCGGUCACCUGCUUACAAUCUUGCACGGCUUAUGGUUUGCGUCGUAAUUGCAUUCAUAUUAGGUUCCGUGUUUGUCACCGAACGAAAUUUACAAGUGCUCACGGAAGAUAAAAUGAGGGCGUAUUUCUCAAUCACUUUCUUGUCCUUCAUCAUCGUCGGAAUCCUUUCGAUAGUUUCUGUUUUGCCAGUGAUGCUGGCAAUCAGAGACGUAUUUUACAAGCAGCUUGCAGCCGGAAUGAUUGAUAAUGACGCGGUUGGAUGGGCUUUAGGAGUGGCAGAAAUGGGUUUCAUAGUGCUGGCUUCCUUCCUAUUUUGUUUAGUCUACCUCUCUACGGCGGGAUCAUUUCCAGUCACCUUCAUGAGGGCUUUCAAGUUUUGGGUAAGGAUAGGUAAAUAGGAGAUGGUCGCGUACAGUUGAAUUUGGUUUUCUCUAACUUUUCGUUCUUUUUUCAGGGCUUCUUUACUUUCAACCUCGCAAUCUACUCUUAUUUUGGACAAGCUUUUAUGUGCCUUGUUCCCACCAUGGCUACAGCGCAAAUCCUCUGUAGUGUUUUUAUUGGAUUGAAUAACUUCUUUUCUGGUCUCAUUGUGAGACCUCAGUACAUGAAAAACAUUUUUGCUUUUACGUAUUGGAUAACACCAGGCCACUUCGUGUAUGAGGGACUCAUUCUCUCUCAAUACUGGGGUGAUCAGCGUAAAGUGAUUGCCACCGAAGGGAGUGAUUUUUACAUUUGGCUAAGGUGUGACCGGAUUGAUGACAGAGAAACCUGCGAAGGAUCUGUGGAACAGUACGUCUGGGUAUUCUUUGGCGAAAAGUUCAAUAAUGACAAUACUUAUCAAGACGUCCUGAUUCUUGCACUCUUCUUGGUCCUAGCUCGGGUUGCAACAUUCUUUGCGUUGAAAAAAUUCCAAUAUACAAAUACAUAAUUGUUUAUAACUAGUUGGUUUACCCUACGCGACAGAAUUCCGGGUAAAUAACCAAAACUUUCGAGC
Pseudo-nitzschia multistriata is the source of this 4422-nucleotide messenger RNA. NCBI's taxonomy places the organism in Eukaryota, Bacillariophyta, Bacillariophyceae, Bacillariales, Bacillariaceae. The record is from the annotation of a GenBank genome assembly.